Molecule: messenger RNA, 1263 nt
Organism: Coturnix japonica (Japanese quail)
Lineage: Eukaryota; Metazoa; Chordata; Aves; Galliformes; Phasianidae
Source: RefSeq, a predicted model, not a curated record
CCCCCAUUAUGACAUGGGCUCACCCCAUUAGCGGCUCUAUGGGAGGAAGGCCGCGCGGCGCUGGAGCAGCUGCUGCGUUUCAUGGUGCACCCGGCCAUCUCCUCCAUCAACCUGACGGCCGCGCUCGGAUCCUUGGCCACCAUCGCCCGGCAGCGGCCCAUGUUCAUGGCUGAGGUCAUCCAGGCCUACGAGACCCUGCACGCCAACCUCCCCCCGACGUUGGCCAAGUCCCAGGUGAGCAGCGUCCGUAAGAACCUGAAGCUCCACCUGCUGAGCGUCCUGCGACACCCGGCGUCGGGAGAUUUCCACGCUCAGAUCACCACCUUGUUGGUGGAUCUGGGCACCCAACAGGCCGAGAUCGCGCGGGUGCUGCCCAUACACGGCAAUAGGGACGGCCGGAAACGCGGCCGCGACGACCCCGAUGCUGCCAUCAAGAAGAUCAAGUUGGGUGAGGGAGAAGCGUUAGCGGCGCCUUUGGGUGCUACGUUGGACUUUGGGUCCUUCCAUUGGCCUUUGGGUGCUCCAUUGGGUGCUGCGUUGGACUUUGGGUCCUUCCAUUGGCCUUUGGGUGCUCCAUUGGGUGCUCCAUUGGGUGCUGCGUUGGACUUUGGAUCAUCCUUGGUUGCUCCAUUGGCCUUUGGGUCCUCCAUUGGGUUCUCCAUUGGACUUUGGGUCUUCCAUUGGCACCCUUGGGUGCUCCAUUGGCCUUUGGGUGCUCCAUUGGGUCAUUCCAUUGGCCUUUGGGUGCUCCAUUGGGUGCUACGUUGGACUUUGGGUGCUCAUGUUGGACUUUGGGUCCUUCCAUUGGCCUUUGGGUGCUCCAUUGGGUCCUUCUAUUGUCCUUUGGGUGCUCCAUUGGCCUUUGGGUCCUUCCAUUGGCCUUUGGGUGCUCCAUUGGGUGCUACGUUGGACUUUGGGUCACCCUUGGGUUCUCCAUUGGCCUUUGGGUCCUUCCAUUGGCACCCUUGGGUGCUCCAUUGGACUUUGGGCCUUCCAUUGGACUUUGGGUCUUUCCAUUGGCCUUUGGGUGCUCCAUUGGGUUCUCCAUUGGACUUUGGGUGCUCCAUUGGGUGCUACGUUGGACUUAGGGUGCUCCUAUUGACCAUGGGUUCUCCCAUUGGCCUUUGGGUCUUCCAUUGGCCUUUGGGUGCUCCAUUGGGUGCUCCAUUGGCCUUUGGGUCUUCCAUUGGCCUUUGGGGGGCAAUAGGAAUGCCCUCCAGCCUAGAGGCGUCGUACUCAACAUCCAAGUUGAUAGCGGAUUAA